This is a messenger RNA of Contarinia nasturtii (swede midge), 582 nucleotides long. Its product is annotated as protein GVQW3-like. Bases 1 to 582 code for a protein of 193 amino acids. The transcript has 2 exons. NCBI's taxonomy places the organism in Eukaryota, Metazoa, Arthropoda, Insecta, Diptera, Cecidomyiidae. Gene Ontology annotation, molecular function: nucleic acid binding. The record is from RefSeq and is a predicted model, not a curated record.
AUGGAUAAAAUUGAAUAUCGUGCGGUGAUUAAGUUUCUGACAAAAGAAAGUGUGGCACCAAAAGAUAUCAAUGAUCGCUUGCGUGCAGUUUAUGGUGAACGUGCUCCAUCGUAUGCCACAGUAAAACUAUGGGCAAAACAAUUCAAGUUGGGCAGAGAGUCAUUAGAAGACGAUCCACGUUCUGGUCGACCAAUUGAAGCAACUGCUCCAGAUAUGGUGGAAAAAAUUGAACACCUUGUGCAUGAAAAUCCUCGAAUGAGCAAGAAAGUGUUAGCAGCAAUGUUUGACGUGUCAGAGAGAAGUAUAUUUAGAAUCCUUCAUGAAAAAUUGCUCAUGACAAAGGUUUGCUCGCGAUGGAUUCCAAGAACUUUGAACAUAGCUCAAAAAGAAGAACGAAUUGCUGCUGCACGUGAGUUUCUCGAGUUGUUGGAAUCGAAUGAAGAGGACACAUUUGAGCGAGUAGUGACUGGCGAUGAAUUGUGGAUCCACUACUAUGAUCCAGAGCUCAAAUCACAGACGAUGGAAUGUGUUGAACCAGUAUCGAAAGUGCCACGCAAACAAAUUGCCACAAACAAAGCUUAA